Messenger RNA from Eremothecium sinecaudum, 1278 nucleotides. It is a transcript of the gene NSR1, whose product is annotated as Nsr1p. Gene Ontology annotation, molecular function: mRNA binding. Bases 1 to 1278 code for a protein of 425 amino acids. Lineage: Eukaryota; Fungi; Ascomycota; Saccharomycetes; Saccharomycetales; Saccharomycetaceae. Gene Ontology annotation, cellular component: cytosol. The record is from RefSeq and is a predicted model, not a curated record. The transcript has a single exon.
AUGGCAUCAUCUACUACAAAGAAGGUUUCUAAGAAAGACUUGAAGAGCAAAAAAAAGGCCGAGCAAGUGGUCUCAGCUCCAAGUGAGGACUCCAGUAGUUCUAGUGAAGAAUCUAGCACCUCUAGUGACGAGUCUAGUUCUUCUAGUGACGAUUCCAGUUCAUCUGGCGAAGAAUCUAACUCGUCUGGGGAAGAGUCUACUCCAUCAAGUGACUCAUCUGAUAGCGAAGCUUCAGAUAACGAGUCUUCAGACAGCGAUUCUGAUGGUGAUGCCAAGAAGGAUGUUGUGAAAAAGGUGUCUAGCAGCGACUCUUCCUCAUCUGAUGAAUCAUCUGCCUCUUCAGACAGUGAGUCAGAAGACCAAAGCUCCAAAGAAGCAUCUGCUGCAACCACUCCAUCUAAUGCUGAGGAUGAUUCAUCAUCAGACGAGGAAUCUUCAGAUGGAGAAGAAUCUGCUGAAGCUGACGCAACUUCUGAGAAGAAGCGUAAAGCGGAAUCCGAAGAGACAUCAGACAGCUCUGAACCUUCUAAGAAACAAAAGACAGAUGGUGAACCUGCAACUAUUUUUGUUGGUAGAUUAUCCUGGUCUGUUGACGACGAAUGGUUGAAGACUGAAUUUGACCACAUUGGUGGUGUUGUAAGUGCCAGGGUCAUCUACGAAAGAGGCUCAGAUAAAUCUAGAGGUUACGGUUAUGUUGACUUCGAGGACAAAUCAUAUGCUGAGAAGGCCGUUAAGGAAAUGCACGGCAAGGAAAUCGAUGGCAGACCCAUUAACUGUGACAUGUCUACAUCCAAGCCAGCUACUGCUCCAAGAGACGACCGUGCUAAGAAGUUUGGUGAUGUUCCUUCUCAACCAUCUGACACUUUAUUCUUGGGUAACCUCUCUUUCAAUGCUGAUCGCGACAGCAUCUUUGAGAUGUUCUCCGCCCAUGGUAAUGUUAUCAGUGUUAGAAUUCCAACUAACCCUGAAACCAGUCAGCCUAAGGGCUUCGGUUACGUUCAAUACGGUUCUAUUGAAGAAGCUCAAAAGGCAUUUGAAGCCUUACAAGGCGAGUACAUUGACAAUAGACCCGUCAGGCUAGAUUUCUCUACUCCAAGACCACCAAACCAGACCGGCAACCGUGGCGCUCCAAGAGGAGGACCAAGAGGCGGUUCUAGAGGCGGUACUAGAGGCGGUUUCGGAGGCCGUCCUCCAAGAGGUUCCGGUGCUAACACUGCUCCUUUGGGCAAAGCAAGGCAGUCUGCUUCAUUCCAAGGUACUAAGAAGACUUUCGACUAG